AUGAGGUGGCUCUUAGGCAGCAGUUGGAAGAAAUUUGGACAUGCUGACAGGGGAAGCUAUGACUGGCUAACAAGUGAACCAGGCGCACCCUUGCCGGAAACACAGCUACAGAGUCAGCAUAAAGUAAGCUCAACCAAAGAAGAUAUAGAGCCAUUCUUAUGCAUCAUACUGCCUGCUACCAUGAUGCUUUUCUUGGCAUUCCUGUUGCUCUUCCUCUACAGACGUUGCCAGCGUCGCAACCCUCAGGCCCAGAUCUUCAGCACUGACCUCCCAGAGUCCCUUCCUGAGCAUGAAGUGACUGAUUUCCUGUCAGUGCUGCCCUGGAGCAGUGAGCAGAACUUUCACUAUUCAACUCUCCUGCCAGAAACCAGCUUUCUCACUAUAUGCUUGCCUCCAUCCUAUGAAGAAGCCACCAUGAAGGCCUCCGUGGAAGGGGACCACAUCCAGUUUUGUCAGGAUCCAGUACCUCCUUAUGAAGAGACCAAACCACAGUAA
Messenger RNA from Eublepharis macularius, 495 nucleotides. It is a transcript of the gene SMIM28, whose product is annotated as small integral membrane protein 28. The record is from RefSeq and is a predicted model, not a curated record. The transcript has 2 exons. Bases 1 to 495 code for a protein of 164 amino acids. NCBI's taxonomy places the organism in Eukaryota, Metazoa, Chordata, Lepidosauria, Squamata, Eublepharidae.